GUCUUUUUCUUUGGAAGGGAGAGGCGGCGGCGCGGCGAUGGCGGCGGCGGCGACGCUGCGGUGGGUGCUGCAGAUGCACCGGGACGUGCCGCGGGCGGCGCGGUUCUACGCGGAGGGGCUUGAUUUUAGCGUCAACGUCUGCACGCUCCGAUGGGCGGAGCUCCAGUCCGGGCCGCUCAAGCUCGCGCUCAUGCACACCAACGACAGUAAUCUUGCAUCGCAGAGAGUAUAUUCUUCGAUGCUUUCAUUCACUGUACCAGACAUAAACAGUACAGUCACGAAAUUAUUGUCGCUGGGAGCUGAGUUGGAUGGUCCCAUCAAACAUGAGAUCACUGGAAAGGUUGCAGCUGUACGAUGCAUCGAUGGGCACAUGCUUGGCCUUUAUGAACCAGCAUGAAGAACCUACACUACAAUGUACAUAAUGAAAUAUUCUUUUAAUUUCUUGCAGAUGGUAUGUUUUAUUUAUGUGACUGAAGAUUUUUACUUAAGCAACGAGGGCCUACAAUGUCUUGAUCACUCUGAAAAAGUGAAAAGUUAAGAGAGAUCAGAUGAGAAUUGAAAUGCUCUAGCUCUUUCGCCACCGUUUGCCUGGUACUGCCUGCCGUAUUGCACUCGUUAGACCCACACUGUCAUGGUUGUGCUUUGUAAAAUGGCCUGAACUGUCGUUAACAUGGCAGUGUUCUCAUGUAAGUUUGCAAAAUCUAAUGCAUGGAAUAUUCAAUUUUUAUUGAAGUCAUGAUAAUGUAUCUAUUUU
Molecule: messenger RNA, 754 nt
Organism: Oryza brachyantha (malo sina)
Lineage: Eukaryota; Viridiplantae; Streptophyta; Magnoliopsida; Poales; Poaceae
Exons: 3
Coding region: 38-397 (119 amino acids)
Source: RefSeq, a predicted model, not a curated record